AUGUCCGAGUACAGCUAUGCACCACCUCGGCACCGAAACCGGGAGCCCGAGUACGUGACCGAGACGACUUAUAUUGAGCGCGGCGGCCGUGGAGGCGCAGUGCGUGAUCUCGUCUACCGCCCUGCAGCCCGAGAGGACAGCAUCGAAGAGAUCCCCCGCGACUUCCCCCCUGGCACCGAGUUCAGACAGACCAAGUACCGCGAAGAGUAUGCGCCACCUCGUCGCACUCGUUCCAUGAACCGCGGCUACGACGACGACUACUAUGACCGCCCUCGUCGCCGUGACCGUGGUGGCCGUGACCGCGACUACGAUGACUAUUCCGAGUACUCUGAGCGCCCCAAGCCCUCGCGCCGUAAGUCCAUUGUCGACCAGGUAAAGAGCUUCGGCGAGUCGGCAGGCUUAGGGGGAAUCAUCGGCGCAGUCACUGGCCGCGAGCGCUCUCGUUCUCGCUCUCGUGACCGCGACCGUUCUCGCCAUCGUCGGGACGACCGUCGGGAUGACCGUGGGUACGACAGCGACAGGCACGGAUAUUACGAUGACCGCCGAAGCCGCUAUGGCUCCCGUUCGCGUAGCCGUAGCCGAGGAGGCGCCAAAGAGAAAUGGGAGCAGGCUGCCAAAGCUGCUCUUGUCGCUGGUGCUGUCGAGGCCUUCCGUAGCCGCAAAGAACCAGGCCCCUGGACUGGUGCCAAAGGCCAACGUAUUGCCACUGCCGCUAUUGGUGCAGCUGGUAUCGAUGGUCUCAUCGACAGAGACGGAAAGCACGAGAAGAGGCACGUUGCUGAAUCCGCCUUGGGCGGUCUUGUUGCUUCACGCCUAGCCAACGGCUCUCGCUCGCGCUCUCGUGCUCGUGGCCGCGAUGGCUCCAGGUCUCCUUCUCGAUCCCGCUCUCGUGCUAGGUCUAGGUCCAUCUUUGGACGCUCUCGUUCCCGUGGACGUUCCCGCUCUCACUCAAGCGAUGACGGCAAUCGUAAUGGUCUCGCCAAGGUUGCUGGCACUGGUGCUGUACUCGCUGCAGGGAAGGCUCUUUAUGACCGUGUGCGCUCCAAGUCUCGUUCUCGACGCGAGCGAUCUCGCUCUCGCUCUUCCAGCUCCGAUAGCUACGUACCAUCGCGUAGGGGCAACCGCCGCUCGUACAGCCGAGGCCGCGGUAUGGACGACCAGUAUUCCGAAGCCCCUUCCAGGACUAAUUCAGAUCGCAGACUAGCCGCUCCCGUUGGGGCCGGCGCGGGUGCUCUAGCAGCACAAAGCGGAGGAGGAGAACGGAGUCGAUGGAAUCCUAGUAGCGAUUCCGAGUCGUCCACCGAUAUGGAGGAAAAGCGCAAGAAACUUCGAGGUAAGGAGCUUCUCACUGCGGGUUUGGCCACGGUAGCCACGAUCCACGCCGCCCACGGAGUAUACUCGUCAAUGGUCGCCUCAGAAAAUCGUCGCAAGCUCGUCAGCGAAGGAGAAAUGUCACCAGAAGAAGCACGCAAACGAAAAUCCAAAAAUAUGCUUCAAGACGCCGCUGCUGUGGGUAUUGCUGCGCUUGGUAUCAAGUCAGCAUACUCCGAAUGGAAAGAGAUGAACGAGCAGCGUCACAGCGUCAAGGAGCUCGAAGCCCGCCGUCGCAAGAGGAGAAAGCUUCGGGAACGACGAGAGAAGGAGGCCCGCCUUAAUGCCCUUGGCAACAUGAAUGGUCCAGGCGCUAAUCCGUACGCAUAUCCUGUAGCUGUCAACCAACCCUACCCUGCUACAUCCUAUGCCGAUUCCAAUCCAUACGGUGCCGCUGUGCCGCCCCCACCCAUGGGUGCCAGGUACUAG
This is a messenger RNA of Bipolaris oryzae ATCC 44560, 1800 nucleotides long. RefSeq lists its product as uncharacterized. NCBI's taxonomy places the organism in Eukaryota, Fungi, Ascomycota, Dothideomycetes, Pleosporales, Pleosporaceae. Bases 1 to 1800 code for a protein of 599 amino acids. The record is from RefSeq and is a predicted model, not a curated record. The transcript has a single exon.